Oncorhynchus tshawytscha (Chinook salmon) is the source of this 1379-nucleotide messenger RNA. RefSeq lists its product as uncharacterized. The transcript is spliced from 6 exons. NCBI's taxonomy places the organism in Eukaryota, Metazoa, Chordata, Actinopteri, Salmoniformes, Salmonidae. The record is from RefSeq and is a predicted model, not a curated record. The coding region runs from base 272 to 1258 and encodes 328 amino acids.
ACUCAUUACCAGUCAGUUAACUCACUGUACAAGACCUCUCCCCUUCAGUCUGUAAGUACUCUUGAGAUCUUGAAAUAUAGUUUUUUGUUUUUAGCCAUAAGUCAUGUACUCAAGGGUCUCAGACAUGGAGUGCUGAUCUAGGAUCAGGUCCUCCUGGUCCAUAUAAUUAUGAUCUAAAUGGGAAAACUAGAUUCUACUCUGAGACACUUUGUGGAUACGGACACUAUCACAUAAUGAUGAUAUAAAAGACUGCAGGGUGGGAGAUGCUACAAUGACCUCGAGAACAGCAGGAAGUGUGUUGGUGGUCUUUCUCUGGUCUGUGACAGUGGUACUGGGUCAGUAUGGCUGGAGUGUGAAAUACACCACUCAGAGAAUCUGUGUCUUGAAGGGGUCAACAGUGGAUCUGACCUGCUCUUACACACAUCCCAGUGGUUAUACAGUCACAACAACCUUCUGGUUCACUAAAAUGGAGGCUGGUAAAGAACCUAAAGAUCUAGGUCAGGACCCAGAGUAUGCAGGUCGUCUGGAGUAUCAUGGAGAUAAGAAGAAAGACUGUACCCUGAAAAUCACAGACCUGAGAGAGAGAGACUCAGCUACGUACAAGUUCAGAUUACUAACAGAUCAGGAAGGAGGGAAAUAUUAUGGAGAUCCUGGAGUCACUCUGUCUGUUACAGCUCUGCAGGUGAAGGUGACUCCUGCUGCAAAGGGACAGAAGACACUGACCUGCAGCACCACCUGUACUCUGAGUAACCCCAACCCCACCUACAUCUGGUAUAAGAACGGACAACAGCAACACGAGAGAACCUCCCCCCAGUACAAAUACUCAGUCUACAGUAACAGUAAAGACAGAUACUCCUGUGCUGUAAAAGGCCAUGAGUAUCUCCGCUCUCCUGCAGUGUGUGUUCAGGGUCAGAGCUGCAGCAGAGUGACUUACACCAAGAGGACAAUCUGUGUCUUGAAGGGGUCAACAGUGGACAUAUCCUGUACUUAUGUUGGUUAUUAUUACACCACAUCAUCAUUCUGGUUUAGAAGUGAUAAGUCGACCCCUGAAGACCUAACCACAAACCCAGGGUAUGCAGGUCGUGUGGAGUACACUGACAAAGAGAGAUGGAGAUAUGAAGGUCCCUCCACCCUGAGAAUCACAGAUCUGAGAGAGGAGGACUCAGCUGAGUAUCGCUUCACUUUUUUAAAACAGACACCAUUGAAUGGGGUCAUAGUUUACCAGGAACAACUCUGUCUGUCACAGGUCUGCAGGUGAAGGUGACUCCUGCUGCAGAGGGACAGAAGACACUGACCUGUAGCACCACCUGUACUCUGACUGACAACCCCACCUACAUCUGGUACAAGAACGGACAACGUCUAGAUGUGCCCACUUCCCA